AUGGAUGACGCAAUCCGAAUAAGUGACGAGCAGUUCCGCUCCAUCUACGAGAGAAGCUUUAAAAGAUGGGCCCGGCUGUAUUCACAUGUCACCAAAGACUCCCCGCCUCCCGCCUAUUGCCUCUUCACCAAGGACGCGUUUUCUCAACACCCCUUCUUCCCACGCAACCUAAGCCUGAAGCAUGACAACGGCCAGGUUUUCGCCAGCGGCUUAUCCGUUUGGGGAUCCACGGGAGCAACUUGCAAUCACAGGUUGCCGACAUUUCGGCAACCGGUACGGAUCGGUGUCACUCGAAAGGACCCGGUUUCACUCUCGAUAUCAGAGACGGCUCAGCGCGAAUCCAGCUACCCACCAUGGUUCGCUCGCGACGAGAAUUACCUCGCUGUUCUCAUAUUGGCGUGGGCAUAUAUUCUAUCAGCUCGCUGGACAGAGAUCAUUCCUGAGCCCUGCUCUCUAAGGUACACCGACUGCCAAGCGACAUACCAGGACGCUACAACUAGUCAUCUUCAGAAUGCGAUCAACAUAGACAUCGGUAACGUGGAUCCAGAAGAGACUCGAUGGUGGGCAGCCGUUUUAGCACCGGGCCAGGGUUGGCAAGCAACCAUGGCCUUGGAGCAGGACUCAUUCUCGUCACCAUGGUCAAUCCGUCUCCAGUCCGGGCCGCAGUUUUGUUUAUCGCGAGUGAUGAAUGCGUCACCUUCGCCGCAUAUGACCCCGUCAUUCUCGGAAGCCUGCAGCUAUCUGAACAGAUUUUGCGAAUAUCAUAAUAUCAUCGACCAGAGCCAUGCUGCACUGGCCGCCCCGGAAGCAAUCACCGACCUUCCAUUUACUUGCUAUGAUGGCCAAUUGCAUCAUGACUGGAUACACCAAGGCCAUCACCUCGACAAACUUCUCACCUUGAGCUGCAACACCACAGGCAUACGUCCUAUGUUGCUCGGCAUCUUCUACAAGCCCAGUGUAGAAUGCAACGCCGUUACACCAUGGCUCCAAGGAGCUUUAGCUGCUAUUAACCAUUUGGCCGGCAACGAUCUAUACGUUCUUGGGCGCAUGUGUAUGGAACGCGCACCCGAAGUUGCGUACCUCUGGCUUGGCUGCACGAUCCUUGGCCUGCAGAAGAAACUCUUACAAGAUGUUCGGUUUGGAUUAAUACCGACGGACCUUCAUGCAGCUGUUUGGUCGGGAACGGUCCAGUCGUUCAUACAGCAACCUGUAUCACACCCUCUCGUGGUACAUGGACAUGUAGCGCGCGCGGAUGAGUGUCGGCUUCUCUUUCUCUCUCAGAAAAACCAGCACGCUCGCGUUCCGGUCUGUCAGUGGAAACCAUUCGGCGCGACCCCCCUUGAAGAUGUCGACGUCGAAGUACGGGUCCAUGCCGAGUGUGAAGCCCAUGGGCUUCAAUAUCAGGGUUUCUUCUGGGACUGCACCAACGAUGAGUUGGAAUUCCAGUCGUUGGAUGAGGAGGAGGCAGUUGCCCACAUCCCUCGAAGUCGCUCGCCCGCACAAGAGAUCGGCGGUGCGGGACAAGUUCCCGUCUUUUACGAAGCGUUGGAUCGCAGGAAAGAGGUCAUCUCCGAAAACGCAACGCGGAGUAUCCUUGGCUGGCUGCGCUUUGACGGGCAUGCGUGGCACGAAAGGGAGAUAUGGAAGCACGAGUGGUUCGAUAUGUACGACUCGGAUGAAGAAGACGUGGGCUGGAAUGAAGUCUGUUCUAACGAUGGUCCUAAGCCUCCAUCGCGUGUAAAAUCAUGGAUAUCCGGUUUAAACUCGUCAAUAAGUGCGGACUCGGACACAACUUUAUGAAGCCUGGUCGACCCAAAAUCCUGUAUACCCGGUCUGUUAAGAACCGGGAACUACCAGCUCGUUGCACCAAAUGAGCCCGAGCUACUAGCCCCUACUCAGAAGCCAAAAAGGUUGACGUCCUCCUCGUAACCCCAGUCUUUCAAUGCAGGCAACGAGGCUUUCUUAAUCAUUGCAGGCGGCCCACAAACGAACACUCCUGCGCUUUCUCCCGGCUCGAAGAGGUUCUCACGAAUAAUUUGCGCGUUGAUAUGGCCCCUCAAUCCCUUCCAAUCCUCUGCAGCGUGGCUGAGGACAUGGCACACCUUCAGCUGCCCGUUGCUCUUCUUCUCGAAUUGGUCUAGCUCGUCUUUCAACAAGAUAUCCGCCUCUGUCUUAUUCGCAUCUACGACGUUGAUCCGUGUUGUGUCCUUCUCGGAAAGUAGAAUACGGGCAAUGAGGGAAUAACCAGGUGUGAUGCCGGUUCCUCCCAGGACGAGGGAUAC
Messenger RNA from Westerdykella ornata, 2282 nucleotides. RefSeq lists its product as uncharacterized. Lineage: Eukaryota; Fungi; Ascomycota; Dothideomycetes; Pleosporales; Sporormiaceae. The transcript has 2 exons. The coding region runs from base 1 to 1800 and encodes 599 amino acids. The record is from RefSeq and is a predicted model, not a curated record.